AUGGAGAACGAAACGGUCAACGUUCGAUACAGCAACAGCCAACGCGAGGCUCGUCGGCAUAGAAAUCCUCAUCGUGCCCCCCAAAACUACGCACCUAGACAUUCUCUUUCCCAGCAUUCGACCAACAACUCUUAUACUCCGCGACGCAAUUCUCAUGUCCCCCAACAGCAGCAGCACACACCAAACCCUCCAGCCUCUCCGGAGCGAGAUUACGACCCCGAGAGCAACAGCAGUCCAAUUAUCGAUCCCAAUGCUCGACCGAAGGUGAGAGACCACUUCGUGGCAGCGAGCGGCGAAUUUGUUGGUACAUUUAUGUUUCUUUUUUUCGGGUUCGCAAUCCACAUCAUGUCCAGUACACGAGCUUUAGAAACCGUGGGCACAGACGCUGGCGCCAACUCGCAGACUGUGGUUUUUAUAUCACUUGGUUAUGGAUUCAGUCUUUUGGUCUGCGCAUGGGUAUGGUAUCGAAUCUCCGGUGGUCUAUUCAAUCCUGCGAUAACCCUCGGUCUCGUGCUUUCCGGUGGUCUCCCCUGGGCACGUGGUCUUAUUCUGUUCCCAGCUCAAAUCCUCGGUGCCGUCUCUGCAGCCGCUGUCGUGAGCGUCAUGUUCCCACCUUCAAUCUCGAUGGUCAACACCUUGUUGGCACCAGGGACCAGUAUCGCCCAAGGAUUGUUCAUGGAAAUGUUCUUAACAUGUCUAUUGAUGAUUACGGUUCUAAUGCUUGCUUCUGAGAAAAGUAAAGAUACUUUCCUAGCACCUGUGGGAAUUGGAUUAUCUUUGUUUGUUGCUGAGCUCGCUGGCGUUUACUACACAGGUGGAUCUCUCAACCCAGCUAGGAGCUUUGGACCCGCCGUCGCAUCUACGAGCUUUCCAGGCUACCAUUGGAUAUACUGGUUGGGCCCAGCUCUGGGUGCUGUCAUUACGUCUGGAUAUUUCAGGUUCAUCAAGUGGCUCAAUUAUGAAGAAGCAAAUCCAGGCCAGGAUUCGGCGGGGGAACCACACCACCAUCAUCGUCCAAGAUUUCACAGGCACAAACAAUAG
Molecule: messenger RNA, 1041 nt
Organism: Glarea lozoyensis ATCC 20868
Lineage: Eukaryota; Fungi; Ascomycota; Leotiomycetes; Helotiales; Helotiaceae
Product: Aquaporin-like protein
Exons: 3
Coding region: 1-1041 (346 amino acids)
Biological process (GO): transmembrane transport
Cellular component (GO): plasma membrane
Molecular function (GO): water channel activity
Source: RefSeq, a predicted model, not a curated record